ACUUCCGGAAGUGAGGCGCCUCCCUUCUCCUCGGCUCUCGCCGGGGGAGGGUCUCACGGACCCCCCCGGGGGAAAGUGGCCCGGAGGUCUGGUCCUGACAGCGGUGCACUGACCAAGUCUCUAACUCCUCCCUUGGGAGCCUGAGUGCCAGCAGCUUGGACCCCAGAGCCUGACCUGGAACCUGCACAAUUAAUCCAAACUGAAGCCAGUGUGUUUUAGAGGAACAGAAAUACCAUCGAUCUAUGGUGUGUAACUGAAGAGAGACGCCUGUCCAUGCUACCAGAGGGCUGCUGGGACUAACUGUCUUGGCAAGCUUGUGCCCAGCCACCCCUCCUGUGCUUCACAUACCUGUUAUCUUUGGUAAUCACCCAGGAUUGGCUUACAGAAGAAAUGAGAUGUGGUCAAAGGGACCAUAUAAUUAUAAGGGACUUCCAAGUGAAGACCUAAAUUCUCAGAGUCCUGCCAGUGAUGAGUCUGGCCAUGGAAAGAGGAGAGGUGAUCAUUCUGCAAGCCAGCAGCAUGAGUACAAGCAUACAAGAGAGAACUUCAGAAGAAAAUGCCACAGCUCUUCCCAUUAUUUAAGAGAACGGUCUCCCUAUAAGAGGGAUGCUUACCUUUUCAGAACAUCAAGCGUAGCUGGAAAGGACUUUCCACACAGCCAGUCUGGCUCCAGUAGAAGACAGUAUCCAAAACAAAGCAAGCCAUGCUCUUCCCAUCGGUCUAAGAGUAGAGAGCCUGAACAUGUUCAUGCCUCUUGCAAAUGGCAGAAUGAAGGAAAGCUGGAAAGUGGUAGAGAGAGACCUGUCCAGUCUUCAAAACCAUCCAGAGACACAUCAUCCUCACGUUGUCGCACCCUUCCUUUAUCAAAGGCAUUAGAUAAGCCCAGCAGGACAACUGAAAAGGAAUUUACUGAAGUCACAAACAAGUGGGAUGCUGAAAAGUUGGAGGCAUCCCAUGAAGGUAACUGGCCUGAAAUUUCUGAAUUUGAGAUAAAAUUUACAGGGCCUCCAUUCAUUGACCAGCCAGAAGAACCUGAAUCGAAGAGAACAGACAGCACAAGAUCACCUGAACAUGGUCAGCUGACCGAUCGCUUGAAAUCUAUAGCAUCAAAAACCAGAGAGAUUGAACAGGCUUUCCAACGAGACUGUGAAACUUUUGGAAUGGUAGUGCAAAUGCUGAUUGAAAAACAGCCUUCUUUAGAAAAGACCAUUCAGCUUGCACUUAGGCAGAAUUUACGUGAAUUAAGUGAGCAGUGUGUGCAGGAACUCAGACAUUUCAUUGAAGAGUAUGACGCUUCCACUCGAGAUGGAGGAGAGCCUUAAAGGAUUGGUGCUAGUGCAAAAAUAUAUACUUCUGGAUUGCUUUUCCAGGGUUGUGUAAAUCCUUCAUGUGUGAAAGUUUUUGUGAUGAAGAAAAAUACUUCAUGUCAGGCAACCAUAUUCCCAAUAUCAAGUAAACAUCUAAAGUGGUCUGCUUAAAGUAGUUAAUUAGAAUGUUUAUCUGCAUGUAGAACCUCUUAGUCUCUCCUUACCCCCUCUAAAAAUAAGUGGUCGAUUUCUUCAUCAUUGGGCUGCUGGAGAGCAGUGCCUGCACUUACUUCUGUCAUAUUCCAUGGUCCCUGGUCAUUUGGUCAUCAGUGUAAUUUAUAGCAAGAGAUCACUCCACAUAAGCAUUUAGUAGAGCUUUUGUUUUGUUUUGUUGUUUUGUUUUUGUUUUUGCAUUUCAUAGUAAAUGAUACCAUGUGAACAUG
This is a messenger RNA of Jaculus jaculus (lesser Egyptian jerboa), 1750 nucleotides long. Its product is annotated as periphilin-1-like. The coding region runs from base 396 to 1322 and encodes 308 amino acids. The record is from RefSeq and is a predicted model, not a curated record. The transcript is spliced from 2 exons. NCBI's taxonomy places the organism in Eukaryota, Metazoa, Chordata, Mammalia, Rodentia, Dipodidae. Gene Ontology annotation, biological process: protein localization to heterochromatin; negative regulation of gene expression, epigenetic; negative regulation of DNA-templated transcription. Gene Ontology annotation, cellular component: nucleoplasm.